AUGGCCAAGCGUACAUCAAGACAAGCGGUUCAUCAGGCGCACUAUGAGGCAGAAAAGCAAAUCUACGAAAAUGUAGAUUCCAAGUCUUCAGAGGUGUACGGUCUUGCAAACCAGAUGCAAAGGGAGAAUGUUGAUGUUGUGGAUGACAAACUAGUAGAGAAUGAUGCAGGUGAGAUGUCAUUGAACCAAGAAGCAAAGGAGAAAGCUUGGUUAGAGCAUCAUGAAAGGCUCCUUAAUGUGGAAUUUGACUGGGACCCUGAACACCUAACUAAUGAACCACCACUGGAAGGGCCACCUGUCCCAAUCACAAUUGAGAUGGUGAUAAAGGCCAUCUUCAAGAUGAAGUCGGAUAAAGCAGCUGGACCAUUGGGAAUAGUAGUGGAGAUGAUCAGAGCCGCACGCGACACAGGUGUAUCCAUGAUCCAUGACCUUGCAUCCUCAAUCGUCUAUCAUGGCAAGGUCCCCACUGACUGGGAGUAG
Molecule: messenger RNA, 480 nt
Organism: Ostrea edulis (European flat oyster)
Lineage: Eukaryota; Metazoa; Mollusca; Bivalvia; Ostreida; Ostreidae
Exons: 1
Coding region: 1-480 (159 amino acids)
Source: RefSeq, a predicted model, not a curated record